Molecule: messenger RNA, 677 nt
Organism: Spirodela intermedia
Lineage: Eukaryota; Viridiplantae; Streptophyta; Magnoliopsida; Alismatales; Araceae
Source: the annotation of a GenBank genome assembly
AUGGCGGCGGGAUGGGUCUCCCCUUCCCCUUCGCCGCCACUUCCGCCGACGCCGGCGAAUAUGCUCCGCCGUGUUCCCGCUCGAUCUUUGUCUCUUCCGGCGUCUCGAGCUCGUCGUCGGAAACCGAGCCCUGCCGCAGCAUCGCCCGGCCCGCCGCCACCUGGUAGCGACCCUCCUCGCCGACCGCCGCCUUCGCCUCUCCAGGAAGCCUCCUCCUCCACCGCCACCGGCAACAAUCGCCUCCUUCCUCAGGUUAGCGCCCCCGUCCUUCCUGAUCCUCCCUAAAUUUUCCGCUCCGACCUGUCCACGAAUUGGGGAUUUCUAGUCAUCUGCUCCAGAUCUCCUCUCCUCCCUCUCCUCACGUAGAAUCUCACAUCGUCUCUGAUGAUGAUUAUAAUCCGUCGGUUUUCCGAUCAAGCCGCCAUGUUUAGGAAACUUUUAGGUCAUAGCGGAUAAACCCUAGGCCUUUUUUCGAGAUGGAACAGGAGGAUGUGGAUUACCUGUGGAAGGCGACGGUGGGCUCCGUCGCCGGCGGUGCCGCCAUUAAGUACGGCAGCGCGGUCUUCCCGGAGAUGACGAGGCCGAGCCUCUCGCAGGCGCUGCUGAUGAUCGGAUUGCCGGUGCUCGUCUCCGUCUUCCUCCUGGUUUGGGGGAGCUCAUCCAGGGAGGUGAAUUGA